ACAAGAAUAGCGGAAGCAAACGGGUGAGGAAGGAAGAGGCGGUGAGUUUUGAUUUGAUUUUGAGCCAGAAAGCAAUCUUGUCGAACUACAAGCUGCCCCCUUGUAGAGAGUAAAACCGGAGGCUGGAGUGGCAUCACUUGCUCGGCUGGAAAAGCAGACGUAUGGUUCGAAUUGGCCUUCGCUCACUCUGUCACUGCGCAGGCCACAAAUUUCAAGAUGUCAAAGAAGCUGUUGCUCUUAGACGUUGACUGUGGGGUGGAUGAUGCACAAGCAAUUAUGAUGGCUCUUGUAGCUCCUAACGUGCAGAUCCUGGGUAUAACAUGUACUCAUGGAAAUACAAACAUUGAAAAUAUAUGCAAGAAUGUACUUCGAGUGCUAAAAGUUUGCCAGAGGACAGAGAUUCCUGUAUAUCGUGGUGCAGAUGCAUCUAUUCUGGAAGAUCAGCUAAAUGAUGGCCAGUACCAUGGAAAGGAUGGUCUAGGUGAUGUUCCAGAUUGUAAUGCUCCAGGUUUGGAACACAUACAAGCUGAACAUGCAGUAAAUGCCAUCAUAAGAACAGUCACUGAACAUCCUGGUCAGGUCUCACUUGUGGCUACUGGCCCCCUGACCAAUGUUGCUCUGGCAUUUAAAAUGGACCGCACCUUUCCAUCGAAGUUAAAGCAUUUAUACAUCAUGGGAGGAAACAUGGAAAGCAGAGGGAAUGUUGCGAUCUGUUCUGAAUUUAACUUUGCAGCAGAUCCUGAAGCAGCUUAUAUUGUCUUGAAUCAUUUUGCUUGCCCCAUGUAUAUAGCGACUUGGGAAUACUGUAUUCGUCAUGUACUGCCUUGGGAGUUUUUUGAGGAGUGGGUAAACCAAAACACUGAGAAAGCUUGCUUCAUGAAGAAGAUAACAGCUCACAGUGAAAAAUUUUCCAAAGGCAACCAAGGCAAAAGAGAGCUGUAUUUUGAACCUGGCUUUGUGUCCUGUGAUUCUUUUGCAAUGGCAGCUGCAAUUGAUGAGAGUGUUGUCACAGAAUAUAUGCGAUAUGCAGUAAGCGUGGAGUUACGAGGUUCGGUGACCAGAGGGAUGAUGAUUGUGGAUACACUUAACCUACUGCAAAAAGAAAAUCAAGCUUUUAUUAUGACAAAAUGUGAUGUUGAGAAGUUAAAACAGCUCAUGAUGUCUGCUCUGAAGUAGUAGGCUUAAUAACACCAGCAAAAAGAAAAUUGAUCACAACUAUCAGUAGACUUUCUAGAUUGCACAGUGUGGAUUUGCCUUUAUUGGCAAGUUACUUUUCCUGUUUCCUAUAGAAUUGUGAGAAUGUUUCUUUGACUUCUUUCUAUUUGUGCCAAUCCCCUUAUCAUUUUCUGCUAAAAGCAUAAGGUGGGACUCACUGGAUUGUAGGGUUUCUCUUCUAAAUCAUCCAACCCGUUCAUUUUCAUGUUUGACUGCAGGUUUUGAAUAUUGGCAGACCAGUGCUAAUGUUCACAGUUAAAUCAGAUUUACCCAAUGAAAUAACUCCAAGUCACCCUUUAUUUACACAUGGAAACUCCUUGACUCUAGCACUGCCUCGUCAGUGAGUGGAAUCUCUGAGACUCCUCUUCUUACCUGUCAGCCAGGGCUCCCUGAUUGGACCAGGUUAACAGCCCCGAUCAGGGAUGUCAUAUUCUACGGGGUCCAGUUGGCUGACCUCGUUACAAUCACAGCACCAAAUUUCUACAUGCCCGCUCUAGCCCUGGUCACUGGAUAAUCACAGCAACAGAAGCCUUUGAGAUAGUAGGAACUGCCAAUGCUGGAGUCAGAGAUAACAA
Rhincodon typus (whale shark) is the source of this 1790-nucleotide messenger RNA. Its product is annotated as inosine-uridine preferring nucleoside hydrolase-like. The coding region runs from base 217 to 1176 and encodes 319 amino acids. The record is from RefSeq and is a predicted model, not a curated record. NCBI's taxonomy places the organism in Eukaryota, Metazoa, Chordata, Chondrichthyes, Orectolobiformes, Rhincodontidae. Gene Ontology annotation, molecular function: hydrolase activity, hydrolyzing N-glycosyl compounds. The transcript has 6 exons.